GCGCUCCAAGAAGUAGCAGGGUGAACCACGCGCGUAUAGAGGUCGUUGUCUUUUGGAAAGUAUACGAGAUUAUCCUGUCUAAUUCACAAUGUCAGAUACACCUUUGAGGAUUGUGGUAUGUGGUGGCGGAAACGGAGCCCACGUUUUUUCAACUUUAGCGGCAGCACGUGCAAACAUUGACGUCAGUGUUCUCACAAUAUUUGAAAACGAGGCGGAAAGGUGGACAGCAGCCAUGAAAGAGAAUAUUGUGGUUUCCUUCGCUGGAGAAUCUUGUCAAGUGAAAGCUAAGCCAUUUUUGGUCACAAGGGACCCAACAGCUGUGAUUCCGAAAGCCGACGUGAUCGUCAUCGUUGUACCAUCUUACGCGCAUGCGCCAGUCUUGAAAGCUAUUCUACCUUACUGUAGACCACACACUUUCAUCGCUGGUGUUCCGGCACAUCCAGGAUUAGACUUCCAAUUUACACACAUAUUUGGUAGCAAGGCAAAAGAAUGUACCCUUGUCGUUCUAGAAACAUUACCAUGGGCAUGUCGAUUAAUUGAAUACGGUGCGCAUGCUCAGGUUCUUGGGACAAAGGAAAAAGUAGGUGCUGCUUUGGUACAGGGUGAAGACAGUAAUAUCCCACUGGAUUGCAUUGAGACACUUCAGAGAUUGAUUGGCGACAAACCGCGGCUUAAUCUAGUACAGAAUAGUCUAGUCGUCAAUCUGAUGGCUAAAACCAUGAUUCAUCCACCGAUAAUGUACGGGAAAUGGAGGAACUGGGAUGGUAAACCACUUCCGGAAAAGGCCCUCUUCUACCAGGGAAUCGAUGACUCACAGUCACAUUUUCUGGCACAAAUAAGCGAUGAAGUAUUGUUAACAUCCCAAGCUGUCAAAGACAAGUGUAGCAAAACUGAUCUUGACAUUUCACCGAUAAGUCAUAUCAGUGAUUGGGUGAAAGAGUAUUAUGCUGACCAGGUAAAGGAUGGGAGUUCACUGAAACUAUCGUUCCAGACCAACCAAGCAUAUGACGGUCUUGUCCAUCCGAUGAAGGCCGUCGAUGGAGGGGGCUAUGUUCCUGACUUCUCUUACCGUUACACCAGGGAAGAUGUCCCGUUCGGAUUGGUCGUUCUCAAAGGAAUUGCCCAGAUUGUCAAUGUGUCUACUCCAGCUAUGGAUACAGUGAUUAAAUGGGCACAAGAACGUCUUGGCGAAGAGUAUAUCGUUGGGACAGAACUUAAAGGUCGUGAUCUGCCAAAGACAAGAGCACCACAAGUAUUCGGUAUUUACACAGUUGAGCAGCUGUUACUGCCCAGCUAAUCUUGAUACAUUGUUGACUUCCCGAUUAUGUUAUGUAUUACGAAGACACUAUCUCAACGUAAACAGAAAUGCAUCAACCAGGUAGCAAAGACCAUUAUAGUCUCUAACUAGAGCUAAAUCAGGACGAUUGUAAGGAGAAGUUAUAUAAGGACGAUUGUAAGGAGGCGUAAUAUCAGGAUGAUUGUAAGGAGAAGUUGAAUCAGGACGAUUGUAAGGAGAAGUUAUAUAAGGAUGAUUGUAAGAAGAAGUUAGAUCAUGAUGAUUGUAAGGAGGCGUAAUAUCAGGAUGAUUGUAAGGAGAAGUUAAAUCAGAAUGAUUGUAAGAAGAAGUUAAAUCAGGAUGAUUGUAAGGAGAAGUUAAAUCAGGAUGAUUGUAAGGAGAAGUUAAAUCAGGAUGAUUGUAAGGAGAAGCUAAAUCAGAAUGAUUGUAAACGGAAGUUAAAUUAGGACGAUUGUAAGGAGAAGUUAAAUCAGGAUGAUCGUAAGAAGAAGUUAAAUCAGGAUGAUUGUACGGAGAAGUUAAAUCAGAAUGAUUGUAAACGGAAGUUAAAUCAGGAUGAUUGUAAGGAGAAGUUAAAUCAGAAUGAUUGUAAACGGAAGUUAAAUCAGGAUGAUUGUAAGAGGGCGUUAAAUCAUGAGGAUUGUAAGAGGGCGUUAAAUUAUGAGGAUUGUAAGAAGGCGUUAAAUCAUGAGGAUUGUAAGAAGGCGUUAAAUCAUGAGGAUUGUAAGAAGGCGUUAAAUCAUGAGGAUUGUAAGAAGGCGUUAAAUCAUGAGGAUUGUAAGAAGGCGUUAAAUCAUGAGGAUUGUAAGAGGGCGUUAAAUCAUGAGGAUUGUAAGAAGGCGUUAAAUCAUGAGGAUUGUAAGAAGGCGUUAAAUCAUGAGGAUUGUAAGAAGGCGUUAAAUCAUGAGGAUUGUAAGAGGGCGUUAAAUCAUGAGGAUUGUAAGAAGGCGUUAAAUCAUGAGGAUUGUAAGAAGGCGUUAAAUCAUGAGGAUUGUAAGAAGGCGUUAAAUCAUGAGGAUUGUAAGAGGGCGUUAAAUCAUGAGGAUUGUAAGAAGGCGUUAAAU
This is a messenger RNA of Pecten maximus, 2361 nucleotides long. RefSeq names its product opine dehydrogenase-like. NCBI's taxonomy places the organism in Eukaryota, Metazoa, Mollusca, Bivalvia, Pectinida, Pectinidae. Gene Ontology annotation, molecular function: oxidoreductase activity. The coding region runs from base 89 to 1297 and encodes 402 amino acids. The record is from RefSeq and is a predicted model, not a curated record. The transcript has 2 exons.